Molecule: messenger RNA, 2167 nt
Organism: Sceloporus undulatus (fence lizard)
Lineage: Eukaryota; Metazoa; Chordata; Lepidosauria; Squamata; Phrynosomatidae
Gene: IFRD1
Product: interferon related developmental regulator 1
Exons: 12
Coding region: 324-1631 (435 amino acids)
Cellular component (GO): nucleus
Source: RefSeq, a predicted model, not a curated record
CGGCAUCCCCCCCGCCUUUAGUUCCUGGCGUCUGAGAGGAGAAAGAUGUAUCGUUUCCGUUCACGGGCCUCCACGGGGAUUUCUGCCGCCGCCGCUGCUACAGUCGCCUGCCUCCCUCAAUCACAUCCGCUGCCUCGGUCCGGGAAGCCGGCCUCACAAAGACGUUUCUAUAGUAAAAAGCGCUCUUGCUCUUCGAUCGGCUGAUUGUCACUGACUUCCCGGGCGAAAGGGGUGAAAAGGCCGGGGACCGGAGAAAGCCGGUGCCGGAGCGCCAGGAGGAGCCGCGCGGAGACAUUGCCGUUGGACAGGCCGAGGCCGCCGCCAUGCCCAAGUCUAAGCGGCGAGGAGGGGGGAACCCGCGCGGAACGUCAGGUGCCCAGCACAGAAACAUGCAGCCUUUUAGUGAUGAAGAUGCAUCCAUUGAAACCAUGAGCCACUGUAGUGGCUUCAGUGAUCCUGCUAGCUUCACUGAGGAGGUGGCUGAAGUUGAUGAAGAAACAACCCAAGAAGAUUUGGAGUACAAGCUGAAGGGAUUCAUUGACCUUACAUUGGAUAAGAGUGCAAAGACAAGGCAGUCAGCUCUUGAGGGUCUUAAAAAUGCCUUGACUUCAAAAAUACUUUAUGACUUCAUCCUGGAAAGAAGAGUGACACUAACAGAUAGCAUUGAACGCUGUAUCAAAAAAGGCAAGAGUGAUGAACAGCGUGCAGCAGCCGGGCUGGCUUGCCUACUUUGUGUGCAGCUCGGGUCAGGAAUUGAAAGCGAAGAAGUCUUUAAAACCCUUGCACCAGUUCUGAAGAAGAUACUUUGUGAUGGGUCAGCAAGUGUACAAGCAAGGCAAGCUUGUGCCACCUGUUUGGGAGUCUGUUGCUUUAUUGCCACUGAUGACAUUAUGGAGUUAUAUUCAACGAUGGAAUGCCUGGAGAAUAUCUUCACAAAAUCCUGUCAGAAGGAGAGAAAUUCAAGUGGCAUUUCCAGCACCCAGAACACAGUUCUUCACAUCAGUGCUCUCUUGGCAUGGACCCUUCUGUUGACCAUUUGCCCAACGAAUGAAGUCAAGAAAAAGCUUGAAAUGCACUUACAUAAAUUUCCCAUCUUGCUAUCUUGUGAUGAUGUAAACAUGAGGAUUGCUGCUGGAGAAACAUUGGCUCUUCUGUUUGAACUGGCAAGAGAAACUGAUGCAGAUUUCUUCUAUGAAGAUAUGGAGGUUCUAACACAGAAACUGAAGGCUCUGGCUACAGAUGGGAAUAAGCACCGGGCAAAGGUGGACAAAAGGAAACAGCGGUCUGUGUUCAGAGAUGUCUUGCGAGCUGUGGAGGAGCAUGAUUUUCCCACAGAGACAGUCAAAUUUGGACCAGAGCGCAUGUACAUUGAUUGUUGGGUUAAAAAACAAACAUAUGAUACUUUCAAGGAAGUCUUGGGGUCAGGUUUGCAGUAUCAUUUGCAGUCCAAUGAGCUCCUCCGGAAUAUCUUUGAACUUGGGCCACCCCUGAUGCUUGAUGAUGCAGCUCUUAAAGCCAUGAAGAUACCCCGUUUUGAAAGGCAUCUGUACAACUCUGCAGCAUUCAAAGCUCGGACAAAGGCUCGAAGCAAAUGUCGUGAUAAAAGGGCAGAUGUGGGCGAAGUUUUCUAGAGCAAUUAUUGAAGAUCCUUAACUGGUUAAAAUCCACUUCCUGUUGUGUAUAACUGCAGUGUAUAAUGAAAUGAAGCUUUUUAAACUAUACCUCUUAGGUAUCUUAUUGUACGUCUUUACAAUAUUGAUGUAGCAUAUGUUAACUACAGUACCUAGUUGGAAAUGUGGUGUGUGUAGGUUAGAAUGUAGAAAGGUGGGGGGAAGCUUCUUACACUUUAUGGUGGUUAAGAUUGGCUCUUUUUGGCAUAAUCUGUAUCACUAUUAGUUACAUGGUGCUGAGGCCUGUUUUGAUUCUGCUCCUUGUUUUUAACAAGCUAAUGAACUAGAUGGCAGGGCAAAACAAGCCUCCCAACGAGCUGCUAUUUUUAGUCAACAGCAUUUUAAAACUAGAAGCAUGUAGACUGCUAAGUGACCCUGGUGUUCCAUUCAGGGAUCCCUCAAACCUCCUAUGGUAACAAUGAAGUAGCACAAAUGUUAACAGAAAUGUUACACAUUGUAUGCUGAAAUGUGGAUAAUAAAUCUGUUUAUCUCUGAAA